GCGUAGACGGAAGUACGUCAUCAGACGUGACCUUGGUUCUCUUCUUCACUGGUUUUGUGACAGACGAGGAGAGGACGAGCAUGGCGAAUAAGGAUCCCGGUGGUUUUCUGCAGCAGCUGCGGCAGAUCGCAGGCAGGAUGUCAUCGGGUCCUCGGGGAGCAGGACUGGGGCUCAAACUGCUGAUCGGUGCUGGAGCUCUGGCUUAUGGAGUGAAGGAAGCAACAUACACAGUUGAAGGAGGACAGAGAGCGAUCGUCUUCAACAGGAUCGGAGGGAUCCAGAUGGACACGGUCCUCGCUGAGGGACUGCACUUCAGGGUUCCCUGGUUCCAGUACCCCAUCAUCUACGACAUCAGGGCCAGACCCAGAAAGAUCUCGUCUCUCACUGGAAGCAAAGACCUGCAGAUGGUGAGCAUCUCUCUGCGAGUACUGUCGCGGCCGCUGGCGUCCAACCUGCCCGCCCUCUACCAGCAGCUGGGACAAGACUACGACGAGCGCGUGCUGCCGUCCAUCGUCAACGAGGUGCUGAAGAGCGUCGUGGCCAAGUUCAACGCCUCGCAGCUCAUCACGCAGAGAGCUCAGGUGUCACUGCUGAUCCGCAGAGAGCUGUUCGAGCGCGCCAAAGACUUCAACAUCAUCCUGGACGACGUGGCCAUCACCGAGCUGAGCUUCAGCCGAGAGUACACGGCCGCUGUCGAGGCCAAGCAAGUCGCCCAGCAGGAGGCGCAGCGAGCACAGUUUUACGUAGAAAAGGCCAAACAGGACCAGAGACAGAAGAUCAUCCAGGCUGAAGGAGAAGCUCAGGCUGCAAAGAUGCUGGGCGAGGCCGUGACGAAGAACCCCGGUUACCUGAAACUCAGAAAGAUUCGGGCGGCGCAGAACAUUGCCAAGACGGUGUCGCAGUCCCAGAACAAGGUGUACCUGAGCGCCGACAGCCUGGUGCUGAACCUGCAGGAGAAAGACGGCUUCGAUUUGUUGCUGGGGAAGUGAGAAGACUUCAUCAUUCCAUCUGGUCGCUCCGACACAAAGGAAACGUCAUCGUCAGGUUUCUGUGUGACUCCGCCCCGUUUACACGUCACAAAACCUGAGGAUUCACCGUGAACGGUCCUCUGGUGUCGCUCAAAGUCUCCAUCCUUCAUGCUUCUAAUCUUUCUUUUCUUUUUUUUUAUAUAUAUAUCUAUAUAAUUAUACAGUAACAUCAUCUGUAGACGCCUUUUUGCUUUUGCAGAAUCAGAAAAAAAACUGAUUUAUUUGUGAAUAAAAAGCAGUUUUCCUUGAGUCAUGAUAAAUAA
Molecule: messenger RNA, 1291 nt
Organism: Centropristis striata (black sea bass)
Lineage: Eukaryota; Metazoa; Chordata; Actinopteri; Perciformes; Serranidae
Gene: phb2a
Product: prohibitin 2a
Exons: 10
Coding region: 81-989 (302 amino acids)
Biological process (GO): mitochondrion organization
Cellular component (GO): membrane; mitochondrion
Source: RefSeq, a predicted model, not a curated record